AGUACGCGUGCGGUAUCACAGGGACUUGGAGAGGUCGCGGUUGGUUAGUUGAGCACAUUGCUUGCAUUUGCUGCGCGAAGAGCGCGUGUAGUUCGUUAUUAUCCAGAGGUGACUAGAACUGUCACAUACGAGACUACACCCGGCCACAAAAUGUCAAACCGAGCAUGGGUAACACUGGCCACAAACGACUCCUACGGUCUGGGAGCCUUGGUUCUGGCGCAUUCUUUGCGACGCGUCGGCUCCACUUAUCCGGCCGUGAUUCUCAUCACACCGUCCGUGACUGAUGCUAUGAGGGACCGUCUUCGCGCAAUAUUUGCCGAGGUCAUCACAGUUGAUGUGUUGGACUCGCAAGAUGCAACACAUUUGGCACUCUUGCAGCGACCAGAACUGGGAAUCACCUUUACAAAGAUCCAUUGCUGGAACUUAACGCAGUACGAUAGAUGUGUGUUCCUCGAUGCUGAUAUUUUGGUGGUCCAAAACUGUGAUGAACUCUUCGAAAGGGAGGAACUGUCUGCCGCCCCAGAUGUCGGCUGGCCAGACUGCUUCAACUCCGGAGUGUUUGUCUUCCAGCCCUCCGCAGACACCUUCAGUAGACUGAUCACAUUCGCGCAGGAGCGCGGUAGCUUUGAUGGAGGUGACCAAGGGCUGCUCAACUCGUUUUUCUCUAGCUGGUCUACGGAUAAUAACAAACGCCUACCUUUCCUCUACAAUGUGACCUCAGCCGCUUUCUACUCGUACUUGCCUGCUUUGAAACAAUACGGGCAAAACUUGAAAAUUAUCCACUUCAUCGGUCCAGCCAAGCCUUGGCUGCAAAACUAUAACUUUGAAUCUCAAAGCGUAGACGCGCCAGAGCAUUUGAAAGGAUUCCUGCAACUAUGGUGGGACUUGUUCACUUCCCAAGUUCACACGCAACUUGAUGUGUCUAUGGCCCACUUUGAAGAACCAUCGCCAGAGGGUCAUUUUGAUAGUGAAACUGUCGGUGAGCAACCCCAUGACUAUUUUGAACAAAGACUAGAUCAACCAACGUAUCAGCCUACACUGGAUUCCACGUCCGAAUUUCCUUGGCAUCAUCCUGAUAAACAAUUCGUGGAACAAGAGCAAAGCGAACAACCACUAGACAAAAACGAAUUUUAUGAUCCUUGGGAUUUGUACAGUGGAUUCAUUUUGCCCAGUAAGAAUGACCCCCAAGAAAGGGGAGAAAUAAUAAACAAACAAAUUUGGAAUGACAUACAACAUGUACCUCAACAACACGUUUCAGCAGAUGCGUAUUCACAUAAUCAAUUCAUUACAUACGCACAAAAUAAUCCGGAUACAAAUCACUAUGAACAUAACCAUUAUCAGAAUAAACACAUUUGGGAUAGCAUACCAUCACAUUUACCUCAAGAAAACAUUUCGGCAGAUGCAUAUUCACAUAAUCAAUUCACUUCAUACACACAAAAUAAUCCAGAUACAAAUCAAUACAAUCACUAUGAACACAACCAUAAUGAAAACAAACAUAUUUGGGAUAAUAAUAUAUCAUCACAUGUUGCUUAUGAACCCAUUUCGGUAGUUGCGCACUCAAACAAUAAUUUCAUUUCACACGCACAAAAUAAUUCAGAUACAAAUGAACAUAAUUAUUAUGAACACAACGAUAGUCGGGAACAUUUUUCAGAUCAUGCACCAUGGAUUGAUAACCAAACAUCAUUCGACCAUCAUGAUCACCAUAACCACCAUGAGCAUCAUGACCAUCAUUAUGAAGAAGAUCAUAAAGACCAUAACAUUUUUAGUAUUGAAGAGCCUCAAAAUAAUCACUUUAAACAUGAACACAAUACAUACAGUUAUAAUAAAGUUGAAAUUCAAAAGCCUCCAGCGUAUCCUAUUAAUCAAAAUAAAUCCAAACAUGCUUAUUGUAUUCACAUGGAUUAUGAAAAGCCUUGUAUGAAACGUGGCAAACAUAAAUACAAUGAGGGAAUAAAUGGUGAUGUAAUAUACGUAGACGAAAUAUAUGAUGAUGUCACACCCAGGCAUCCCUACGAUGGGUUUUACUUGAGACACAGAGCAACCAUCGAUUCACGUGGAAGAAAAAUUUGUACUCAUCAAAUAACUUUAAGGUCACCUUCUCCCCCACCUGAAAGCUUUGAAGAAAACAAUAACGCAGUGGAAUCUCUGGAAAAUGGGUUUUUAUCAGAAGAGGAGGAUGAAACUGGCGUAGCUGGAAAUUUAGCACGAGUCCAACCUGGCACACCUCUACAAAGGGAAGCAAUAGAUGAGCUCGCCAGACGCCAGGGUUGGGAGUCAGGCAACAUCGAUUAUAUGGGCGCCGACUCCUUCGCUAAUAUUUGGGCUAAAAUAUCCCAAACAUUAAACGAAGGACCCUCCUCGCCACCUAAGCAGCCAUCACCCCCUAAAGAAUCUCCUCCAGUAUCAGAGGAACCCGCUAAAGAAGUUGCUGAAGAGUUAGCAGAAAAAGUAGCUGAAGCAACACUUUCCGACAUCCCUGAUAUACCAGUUCCAGCGAGAGAAGCAAUUAACGCAGCAGGUAAAAUGAGUGACACAUCUAGUACAAUAACUAUUCCUCAGAUAGCGCCCGACGCUUCUAUUGCAGAAGCUGACACAAAGACUGAAACUUCUACGGCGCCUAAUGAGACAGUGGUAGCCGCUGAAAUUUGUCAGUCCCUCGAUGCUAUUCCGUCUGAAACUUCUAAAGGAGAAACUACCCUUGAAUCGGUAGCAUCUAAGGAAGAUGUAGCCGAAACAAGUGCCAUUCCGGUUUCGUCCCCUGUAUUGCAUGAAAAACAACCUCUAGAACCCGCAUCUUCUGAAACCAAGGACGCGCACGAAGUUGAACAAAUGCAUGAGAAUGACAUACCCAAAACCGAUUCAGUUUCAGAAAAACCUGUCGAUGUGCAUGCUGCUGAGCCUGUAGCAGAAAAUCCCAUUGAAUCAUCUCCGCCACAGUUAAUUGAAGCUGUUUCUGUUAAAUCUCCAGAAUUGGCAUUAGAAUCACCAGUUGCUGCACCCCAAGAAGAUAUUGUUCCAACUGUUAUCAGCGAUGUGCAUGAAUCCAAACCAUCACAAGAAGCCAGCGAAUCAUCUAAAGUGGAAUGUGCAGUGGUCGCCCCCGAAUCAAAGCCUGCACCAGAAUCCGAAUCAAUUCCUACUGUUGUGCAUGAAUCCAAACCUGCACAAGAACCUAGCGAUGCAUCUAAAGUGGCAUGUGCAGCAGAAGCUACCGAAGCAAAACCUACGCCAGAAUCCGAAUCAAUUCCCAGUGUUGUGCAUGAACCGAAACCAGCGCAAGAACCCAGCGAUUCAUCUAAAGUGGAAUGUUUAAAAAAAGCUCCCGAGUCAAAGCCUGCAUCAGAAACUGAAUCAAUUCCUAGUGUUGUGCAUGAAUCCAUACCAACACCAGAAGCAGAUGUCCCGAAAAUUGAAGCCAUAAAUCCUAUUGCCUCCAUUCCAACUGAAACUCCGAGUCUCGAGGUGCAAGAACCUUCAGUUCCAGACGCUGAUAUCAAAAAACCAGUAGCCCCUCCUUCCGAAACACCGAAGCCGGAAUCUAUUUCCGCGCCUUCUGAACCAAAGCAGGAUAAAACUCCCGUCAAAACGGAUGCUCCUGCUUCCGACAGUCCUCCUUUAGCCAACACUCCAUCUCAAGAAGAAAUACCUAGUGUCACUGCUGCUAAAUUGGAGGAGCGUCGUAAGCCGGCGGGGAAAUUGCAGCUGAGCCCGCCCAGCGUGGCCGACCCCUUGCCCACUCCGGACAGCGAGCUGGAGGACGCCGCGUCGCUCGCGCAGUCCAUCAUCGCCAGCGAGCUGCGCACGCCCACGGUCACGUCCCCCUCGCCGCCCGCCGGCCUCGCCUCCCCGCAGCUGCAAGCCCAGCCCGAGCGACUCGACGUCCGCAAACCCGACGUCCCCACGCCACCGGUAGGCGCCGUGUCACUCUCCCAAAUCGGAGUCAAGCCUAAAGCGAAACCGACCACUGCCUCGCAAAUUGAAUCAUCAGUGUCCGAAAAACCAGAGACAGAAGCACCUAAGAAAAAGGUGGUCAAAAAGGUGGUGAAGAAAGACGCCGCGUCUAGCGGUGAAGCACCCGUGCCUCCUCCGCGUAAGAAAGAAAAGAAGCCUAAGGAUAAAUGAACACUUGCGCUACGCUUAAAGUUCCUCUGUGCCAUAUUGUAUCUACCCUUACCUUUAUGUUACUGAUUAUCGUGUAUUUAAUUUGUGUAUCGUAACACUUUUAUAUUAUGUUAGAUUAAUUUUAUCACUCGCAACUACACGUCCAUUUUAUCGUUUUUUAUUAAGAUGUAAUAUUCUAUUUUAAUAUUAUGAAAACGAUUUAACCGUGAUUGAUAUGUUUUUAUGAAGUGUUUAACAAUUCAAAAUGUAUAAGACGUAUUUAUUGAAUGAAAUUUUUAUAUUAAAGUCUAUUUUCAA
Molecule: messenger RNA, 4419 nt
Organism: Colias croceus (clouded yellow)
Lineage: Eukaryota; Metazoa; Arthropoda; Insecta; Lepidoptera; Pieridae
Gene: Gyg
Product: fibrous sheath CABYR-binding protein
Exons: 9
Coding region: 151-4122 (1323 amino acids)
Cellular component (GO): cytoplasm
Molecular function (GO): glycosyltransferase activity
Source: RefSeq, a predicted model, not a curated record